AGCAGGAGAGGGAGUGGGUGGGGCUGGGAGCACACCUCUGUGGUGGCGGGGCGGCCUGCUAAGGUGUCAUGGCUGCGGCCGCUGAGAUUAGUUCCGCGAGCAUCGGUGACAGGAGCCUGGAGCAGAGCUGCAGCCCCAGCCUCUCCCAAGAGGUGCUCUGCGAAGUCUUUCGCUCCCUGCAUACCCUGGCUGGACAACUUAACCUGAGAGAUGAUGUGGUGAAAAUUACAAUCGAUUGGAACAAGCUCCAGAGCCUCUCGGCAUUCCAGCCCACUUUGCUCUUUAGUGCACUUGAACAACACGUUUUAUAUUUACAGCCUUUUUUAGCAAAACUUCAGCCUCUGAUUAAAGAGGAUAAUACAACCGUUGUUGAAGAGAUAGGAAAAACAGAAACAGGGAACAGGAGUGAAGUAAAUGCCAAAUUUCCCACUGUCGAGCUACAAGAGGAAGAAAAGCACAAAGAUGGUGACUUAGGAGAUGUGAAAAAGACACAGAUCCAUUUUGAUCCAGAAGUAGUUCAAAUAAAGGCUGGAAAAGCAGAAAUUGACAGACGAAUAUCUGCAUUUAUUGAAAGAAAGCAAGCUGAAAUCAAUGAAAACAACGUCAGGGAAUUUUGCAAUGUUAUUGAUUGUAAUCAAGAAAAUAGUUGUGCAAGAACCGAUGCCGUUUUUACCCCUUACCCCGGAUUUAAAAGUCAUGUAAAAGUUUCUAGAGUUGUGAAUACAUAUGGACCACAGACUAGACCUGAAGGAAUUCAAGGGUCAGGUCAUAAACCCAACAGCAUGCUUCGAGAUUGUGGUAAUCAGGCCGUAGAAGAGAGACUACAGAAUAUUGAGGCUCACUUGCGAUUGCAGACAGGUGGUCCGGUGCCCAGAGACAUUUAUCAAAGAAUUAAAAAACUUGAGGAUAAAAUCCUUGAACUGGAAGGCAUCUCUCCUGAAUAUUUUCAGUCCAUAAAUUUUUCUGGAAAAAGAAGAAAAGUUCAACCACCUCAACAGAACUACUCACUGGCUGAGCUCGAUGAGAAAAUCAGUGCCCUCAAGCAAGCCCUGCUCCGAAAAUCAAGAGAAGCCGAACCCACCGUGGCUCACCACCUCCCGUGAAAACGCCUCGCGUCCUUGCCGGUCACCUUGUUACACACGUGCGUGUAACUUACCCUGCAGUUAACUAAACGGACACGUGUCUAUCUAUGUAGACUUCCCUCUGAAGUCAGGGCGUAUUUUCAUGUGAGUGCAGCUUGCAGCAAAUACUCUUCAAAUAUUCCAAUGAAUUUUGAAAUAGUUAAUGCAUUGAAAAUAGCAUUGUCGAAAUUAUUCCCUUCUGUUUUAAAGGAGGUAUUUUAGAAAUUGAAAAACUUAAUUUGAAAGUACAUCUUUUUAUGUGUGUGUGUGUGUACCACAGAAAGGAAGAUUUAUUUUGAAUAGUGAUAUUUUAAAGGACUUUAUAUUUGUAACAUUGAUGUUAACUAGUUUAGAUUAGUACUUUGUACAUAAUAGGCAUUCAACAGAAAUGUAUUGACUGAAACGAAUUUUAAAUGAAUGCAUACACUUUUUUUUUUCAAAUGUCAGUUUUCGUGUAAAUAAAUAGUAGAUCCCACCUGUAUCCCCUUA
Equus caballus (horse) is the source of this 1610-nucleotide messenger RNA. RefSeq names its product MAP3K12 binding inhibitory protein 1 (gene MBIP). The record is from RefSeq and is a predicted model, not a curated record. NCBI's taxonomy places the organism in Eukaryota, Metazoa, Chordata, Mammalia, Perissodactyla, Equidae.